AUGAACCAGUGCUGUGUGAACCAGUACUAUAUGAACCAGUGCUGUGUGAACCAGUACGAUAUGAAACAGUACUAUAUGAACCAGUACUGUAUUAACCAGUACUAUAUGAACCAGUGCUGUGUGAACCAGUACUAUAUGAACCAGUACUGUAUUAACCAGUACUAUAUGAACCAGUGCUGUGUGAACCAGUACUAUAUGAACCAGUGCUGUGUGAACCAGUACUAUAUGAACCAGUGCUGUGUGAACCAGUGCUGUGUGAACCAGUGCUGUGUGAACCCGUACUAUAUGAACCAGUGCUGUGUGAACCAGUACAAUAUGAAACAGUACUGUGUGAACCAGUACUAUAUGAACCAGUACUAUAUGAACCAGUGUUGUGUGAACCCGUACUAUAUGAACCAGUACUAUAUGAACUAG
Molecule: messenger RNA, 414 nt
Organism: Oncorhynchus masou masou (cherry salmon)
Lineage: Eukaryota; Metazoa; Chordata; Actinopteri; Salmoniformes; Salmonidae
Product: keratin-associated protein 4-3-like
Exons: 1
Coding region: 1-414 (137 amino acids)
Source: RefSeq, a predicted model, not a curated record